Molecule: messenger RNA, 278 nt
Organism: Geodia barretti
Lineage: Eukaryota; Metazoa; Porifera; Demospongiae; Tetractinellida; Geodiidae
Source: the annotation of a GenBank genome assembly
CACUGGCUGCAGAAAGCUGAUAUUCAGUGGAAGACAUGAAGGGUAAGGCUGGUGCCGUGCACUGCGUGCUCGCUGCUCUAUGUGCAGUUCUGGCAGCAGCGAUGGCCCAGGGACCUCAAAUGGAGAUAUUUUCGGAUCCUGCUCAGGGACCUUCUCUGGAAGACGGUCUCCGCUCCCUCCGACCGCGCAUGACUCUGCUGCUCCGUGAAGGAAACCACGCACUUCACAGUACGAUAUUCGUGCGGGAUAUCGCAGGAGUCACCAUACGAGGCGACGGA